AUGGCGGACGUUGAAAUGGACAUUGACGAGCCUGGCUCCCCGCAAGCCACCUCGGCCAAGGUCGGCGACAUGCAAACGCACUCCAAGGCUACCGCCGUCCGAUCAAUUGAGGGCUGGAUUAUCAUGGUCACCAACGUGCAUGAGGAAGCCGAUGAGGAAACACUGCACGACAGUUUUGGCGACUACGGCGAGAUCAAAAACCUGCACUUAAACCUGGACCGACGCAGCGGUUAUGUAAAGGGAUAUGCGCUCAUCGAAUACCCGACUCUUCAAGAAGCGCGAGCUGCCAUUGACGGCGCCAACCAAACGAAGCUCUUGGACCAGACAAUCGGUGUGGACUUUGCGUUUGUGCGACCACCGCCGGGGAAGGGCAACAGAGGAGGCCGACAGUCGCAUCGCGGUGGGAGGGGAAGGAGUCGCAGCCGGAGUCCUGGGCUUGAACAUGAACCUGAACCUGAAAAGGAGGAGGAGGAAGCUCAGUAA
Pseudomassariella vexata is the source of this 483-nucleotide messenger RNA. RefSeq lists its product as uncharacterized. Gene Ontology annotation, cellular component: nucleus; exon-exon junction complex; cytoplasm. The record is from RefSeq and is a predicted model, not a curated record. Gene Ontology annotation, molecular function: mRNA binding. The coding region runs from base 1 to 483 and encodes 160 amino acids. Gene Ontology annotation, biological process: RNA splicing. NCBI's taxonomy places the organism in Eukaryota, Fungi, Ascomycota, Sordariomycetes, Amphisphaeriales, Pseudomassariaceae. The transcript is spliced from 2 exons.